AUGAACCGUAUAACCACGAAUGUGGACCAAAAACUAUUGCGUACCACGAAAUUUCCACCUGAGUUCAACCAGAAAGUCGACACAACCAAGAUCAACAUCCCAGUCAUCAAAAAUUGGGCAGCUGGCGAGGUGUCAAGAAUUUUGGGAUAUGAAGAUGAUGUCGUUAUCAAUCUUCUCUUCGAUCUCCUAGAGGGCUCAAAGAAUCCUGAUGUCAAAUCACUGCAGAUUCAGCUCACAGGGUUCCUGGAAAAAGACGCGGCACCCUUCUGUAAAGAACUUUGGAAUCUCUGCUUGAACGCCCAAAAGAGUGAUACGGGCAUCCCGCAGCAGCUUGUUGAGGCAAAGAAGCUGGAGCUUCUUCAAGAAAAAGUCGAGCAAGAAAGAGCCAUUGAAGCAGCUCGGCAACGCAGAGAUGACGAAAGGCAUCGUGAGAGAGAUCUAGAAAACAUUCGCAACCGAGAUCGCGAUCGCAGAGAUCGAGGUGGACGAGGACGUGGUCGCGGGGGAGGCCGUGGUUUCGAUAGUCGACCUCCUAGGGAUUACUCCAGGUCGCAAUCGCCACCAUCCAGACAACCUCACGGUGGAGGUGAUUUCCAUCGCAGCAGACCCCUGCCCAGGGAAACGGACUCGUACGUCCCAACCGGAGAAAGCAACGGACGAAGAGGCGUGAGACGACCACGCUCCCCCUCAUUUACUCGCGGCAGUCCCGGCACUGUGUCACCUCGUCGUAGAUCUCCUCCUCGAUCACGAAGAACUGUACGCCGCAACACCUCAAGUGAACGUAGCCGCAGUCGUUCUGAAGAGCCCAGAUACUCCAAAAGAUCUGCUGAAGCUCAAGGAGGAGAACGCCGGCGUCGUGAGGCAUCGCCCUAUUCUCGAAGACGCUCACCACCUCCAAAGCGUAGAAGAGACUCGAGCUCUUCUCCCAGACCAAGACGCCAUCGCUCACGUACACCAUCUAGAAGCCAACUGGGCCACAACAGCCGAAUGGGCAAUGCUAGCGUGUCCCCACCACGCCGUCGACGUUCCCCUUCAUACUCCGAAGAUAGACAGACAAAGCGUGCUAACGUUGUCAAGGAUCGUCACUCCGCUAACACACGCGGAUCCCAUCGCAGCCGUAGUAGAGAACGUUCUCGAAACCGCUCCCAAGACAGCCGCAAGCGUUCGACGUCUUUGAGUAAAGCACAUGAGAGCAAAGGACUUUCGUCCAAGAGAGACCACGAAAUUCAUGGGGAGAGCAGUGCUGGUGCAGCAGAGGAGGUGGGUAUCGAUUCUUAG
Aureobasidium namibiae CBS 147.97 is the source of this 1278-nucleotide messenger RNA. RefSeq lists its product as uncharacterized. Lineage: Eukaryota; Fungi; Ascomycota; Dothideomycetes; Dothideales; Saccotheciaceae. Gene Ontology annotation, molecular function: RNA binding. The record is from RefSeq and is a predicted model, not a curated record. Gene Ontology annotation, cellular component: spliceosomal complex. The transcript is spliced from 4 exons. The coding region runs from base 1 to 1278 and encodes 425 amino acids. Gene Ontology annotation, biological process: mRNA processing; regulation of mRNA splicing, via spliceosome.